AUGAAGUUCUCACAGCCCCCACACAUCGUCCGCCUCGACGGCAUCCACACCCCCUCCCCAACCUUCUCUCCCUCCUUCACACACACAUACACCGAAUACCCGUCCACGCCCUUCGACACAGCCACCAUCGUCGAGAGAAUAAAAGAUGCAGACGUAGUAAUCACGACCCGGAUUCCAAUCACAGAAGAAACACUGGAGCAAUGUCCGCGGUUGAAGCAUGUUGCUGUUCUGGCCAUCGGAUCCGAUCACAUCGACCUCCCGGCCUGUGCGCGCCGGAACAUCCUGGUCACAAACGUCCCCGCCGCCUCCAUCGAGUCGGUCGCCGAGCACGCACUUGCUCUCUUCUUCGCACUGAGACGGAAUGUGGUGGGUAUGCAUCAGCUUACCGUCGGCACCGAUGAGUGGGUUAAGAAGUGGAGCUUGAAGAAUGACUUUGGUGGAUGUCCGGGAACGUGUCGCGAGGAGGUAGUCGGGAUUUUGGGGCGUGGGGAGUUAGGAACCCGCGUAGCAACCCUCUGCCGCGCCCUAGGAAUGACCGUCCACUUUGCUGACCGGAAAGAGACUCCUUCUUCCUCCGUUCGUCCUGGCAAAGUUCCUUUCCACCAAAUCCUCGCACAAUCCACCACUCUCUUCCUCACCCUGCCCCUCACCCCAAACACCACAAACCUCCUCUCCACCCCGGAAUUCUCACUCAUGCGUCCGGACGCUCUGCUUAUCAACGUCGCGCGUGGAGGAAUCGUAGACGAAGAAGCGUUGAUUAGGGCGUUAGAAGAAGGGAAGAUAGGUGGUGCGGCAAGCGAUGUGUUUUUUGAGGAACCGGCGGGGGUAGGAAAUAGGGGAGAGAAGGGAGAGGAGGGGAGGUUGAAUGGCAGGUUAGUGUUGAGUCCGCAUAUUGCAUGGUGGGCAAGGAGUUCGAUUGAGAAGUUGAGGGGGACCGUGGCGGGGAAUAUUGAGGCUUGGAUGCAGGGGGAACCGAAAAAUAUCGUUGUUUAG
This is a messenger RNA of Hyaloscypha bicolor E, 993 nucleotides long. RefSeq names its product 2-hydroxyacid dehydrogenase-like protein. The record is from RefSeq and is a predicted model, not a curated record. Gene Ontology annotation, molecular function: oxidoreductase activity, acting on the CH-OH group of donors, NAD or NADP as acceptor; NAD binding. Bases 1 to 993 code for a protein of 330 amino acids. NCBI's taxonomy places the organism in Eukaryota, Fungi, Ascomycota, Leotiomycetes, Helotiales, Hyaloscyphaceae. The transcript is spliced from 4 exons.